UGUGAUUCGGGCCUGAACAGAGGGGCGUUCCCGAGACGGUGAGGAGAAGCCGCGGGGCUGCGUUUGAGUAGAAGCUCCAUAGGGACUGCGAUUGGGCGGCUGGAUAAGCGGGGCUUUACCCCGGGCGGGGUUUGAUUGAGUGAUCCAGGGCCAUGGCAGUGUCUAAUUACGAAUGGUCCCAGAAGGGAGCAGCAUUUCAUGCCAAUCCAGCACGUUUUCUUGCAAGUACAACAACUGAGAACUUCGUAUGUGAUCUUCUGAGGAUCCUGACAGAUGAAAAGACCGGUGAAAACAUAAAGGUGCAGAUUCUAGGGAUUAUUCAGGAGUUUCCAACAUGGCUGUUCACCAACUCUCAGGCAGCAGAACAGGCAGCAGAGUCAAUCUUCAGCAUCUACUCGCAGCUGCCCUUUGUACCCAAGUCAGUAAAUCUGAAAUGUCAUCUGCUACUUUCAGUGACCACCAUAGUAAUAGCCACUGAUCGUCUGAUCGGCAAUGAGAAAAUAUUGAACAACUUGAUGAGACAACUGCUUGAUGCAGUGCGUGAUACCAACGAUCGCAAAUAUGGUGGGAAUUUUAGGCCUCUCCGGGCUGUAGCUUGCGACUGUCUCCGAGAGUUUGAAACAUGCUACCCAGGACUCCUGUCGAGAAAACUGGAACUUCUACGUACCCUCCAGCAAAAGGAGGUCACUCCUCUGCACCAGGCCUACACGUUGCUGUACAGCCAAGUGUUGAAAAAUGCAAUUCGCAUGCUCUCUCAGUCAAGCAAUGUGUCAGAUAGUGCCAUCCGUGAGAUGUUGACAAGGAACGAGGAGAUCAAAUGGAAGUUAAUGGCAAAACAGCAGGAUUUAUCGGCUGUCACCAUAACAACCGACCUUUCUUCACUCCCAUCUACCGUCGAAACAAAGGAGUUGAAGUCUUCUGUGACAUUGCUGCUGGAGGAGUCCUUCUUUCUUACUCCAGUAUCUCAAGCUGCUUUGCUUCGCGAGUUGAUCCAGGUGGUCCUUAUGGUACGCUCGCUUCCUCCGGCCAUUUUCAGAUCUCAGUUACUGCGUCUGUUUGGGACAAUGGAUAUAUCCUUGCUGCACACCAUGCUGCACAUGAAGGCAACCUUCACUGAUAGUCUUUUCACGGUUGAGGAUGAGAACUUUCUUUUGAAGCGUCUUGUCUGCAUGGCCCAUUACCCACUGCUCAGCAAUCCCCUCAAACUUUUCUACAUGGACUGCCUACUUCACUUCCCUGAAAACCGCCCCAUUAACUCUAACCUGGAAGAGAGUCUUCCAGUUUUGUUCACCCCGAAGAUGGCGUCUUGCCUUUUCCCCACACUAUUUAAUGACAGCAGUACAAUGCUGUCUCGUCUCAACCUGGUGAGUCUCGUGUGCCUCGAGAACGCUGAGGAGGAAAGAGGGCUUGCUGAGAUCUUUGACUAUCUCGUGUCUUUAUACAAACUGGUGAAUGUCAAUGGAAGCCGAGAACGUACCGUGAGAUUUUUCCGUGCUGUGUAUAUAUUUGUGAGUUACUUCCAUGCCAAUGAAAUGUAUAUGGCAGAGUUGACCCAGUAUAUGGUCAAACUGUACCAGAGGCAUUGCACCUUAGCUCCAUACAUGAUUAAUCUCAUUAAUAGCACCCAAAACCUUUUAGAAGACUCAAAAUGGCCCGUUUCACUAGCAGAGGCUUUGCGGAAGCUGAUCGUUGAGCUUCCAUCAAAGCAGUUGUCCCCUCAAAAACUCAUGUGGCACCUCAAGGUGCUCGCAAGAGUGGCCAAAGAAGCUACGAUAUUGCAGAAGGCGACAAUUCAGUUUUUGAUGCACAUCGUUCGAGCUACUGACUUGUGUGGGUUGGGUGACUGGCGAAUGGGUAAUGCACUCCUGUCCGUAUGCCAGAGCGUUCUGCAUUACCAGAACCUGGAACCCAUUUUCAGCGACCUUGCGGAUCUCCUGCAGCACGUCCACCUCCAGUUCCAAGAUAUUGACAUUCGGGAUCAUGCUCAUUUCUAUUACGCACUGCUCACCUGCCUCUCCCAUGAGAAGCUAGCUGGAAUUGUAGCAGUGGGGACAGGAAACUGUAGUCGGGCAAAGGCGCGAUCACUCUCGUCCCUAAUGUCUGAGAGUGCAGGUCACUCGAUCUCCGUUCUUCCAAUCAAGCAUCCGAUACUAAAGCUCAUUCCUAUUCCAGAGGAAAAUUCUCCCAACCUCAAUCCUACUGGAGACACCAGCGAAAAGGAUUUUGAAGAAGACUACUUGGAGAAAUACUUGGAUCAGUUCCAUAAUGCUGGAUUUGCUUCUACAAUUGUGAUGAAAUUCCAUUUGACUUUUGCAGAGAAAGUUGAUCCUGAGAAUCACAGUGUCUACACCAUACACUUACACUUUGACCUGAGGAACACUCAUUAUGAGCCACUGAGUGAUCUCUAUGUACCAUGCCUCUUCUUCAAUGGAGAGCCUUAUGUUUUCACUCUGCCCUUCAAGCCCCGUCUACCUUUCCCCACCACUUUAUACACGCACGCCAUCUUUACCAGGGAGGAUGGCAGCACGUGUUGCACUCAGCUCGAGCCCGUCGAUGUUGGUUUCUCCCGUUUGUUCCUGACCCUUCCUGUUCCAACAUAUUGGCCAUCGAAAAUCAAGGCCAGCCUCUUUAACCAAUUGUGGACAUCCUUGGUGCAGACUGAAUCCAGCCAGUCUGUUCUUAGUCGCUUCUGCUUUAAGACAGCUCAAAGACCUCUGAGUGAACUCGUAAACUUGCAUUUUCAAAAAUAUGUAGUUUCACAGCAAUCUGACCCAGAGUCUUACAAAAUCCUCCUGUUUCUGCCCCCUCAAAUCAAUAUUUUGUUCAGUGUGGAGCAGUUGGACAAUAUGGUGAAGGUUGACAUUGUUACUGAUAACUGGAAGCUUUUACCAUUCAUUAAUUCUUACCUAAUUGACAUAACAUCUGAGAAAUAGGACCCAUGGCUGCUGCAAAGCUGGCCGUCUGAUCCACAGUGCAGCCAGGGAAUCUGAUAAACUAUUUCUUUUUAGUGCCAUUUUGAAUACAAACUUCCCUAUUCAAAGUACAAAAUUGUCUUUCUUCUGGGAUGUCUGCCACAAGUCAUUGUGAGUGCAGCAUUUUGAGACACUUAUGCAGGACGAAGGCAAUUCUGUUUUGCUUCAUACAGGUGAACAUGCUUAAAGAUCUAGAACUAAAGAGAACAAGUCUAAAUACAGGGAACCUCGAUGCUUAGACCAGAAUAUUCCUAGUUCAAUGCCCUGUCUGGGCUGAGUUAAUCCAUCUAAACUUGGGCCAUUCUAGAAGUGUUAUAAGAAGCAGCCUUAGCCUAAGUAAUGUCAAAUUGACCAUGUUUCUGCUUGGUUAUCCCUAUGCAGUGUCACCCACCUGAAGAUUUAGAGAUAUAAACACAGGACAGGAUCCUGGUUGGCAGUGAUGCCUUUCACAGUUGGAUAGUCUGCUGGUGCUUCCUGUCCCAAUCUACACAUGAAAUAGCACCAGUUGGGUAAAGUACAGAAGGGCAUUGGUGCCUGUGGGAGUGACCAAUAGGAAGGAGGUGAUACCUUCAGGACAGGAGGGAGCAACUGGGAUGGGGAAAAUAAGUUGCUGAAAUGAGUUGAUCAGUGUUUGAUUGUCAACGUUUGCAGUUUUCUUUUUUAAUUCACCUGAUUUGAUUGGGCGUACAUGUGGGAAACAAAUUAUUUUUAUAACUGGCUCAGUAUUUCCCUGAUGUCCGAACAGUUGUAUUUUCUUCGACCUUUCGUCCCAUUUCUGUAUCGUGUUCUGAUGGGAGACAAAUGCUGUUCUGAGAAGGUGGCGGUAAAACAUAUAUAAACCAAGAGUUCAGAGUGCACAAAA
Carcharodon carcharias (great white shark) is the source of this 3834-nucleotide messenger RNA. It is a transcript of the gene ap5b1, whose product is annotated as adaptor related protein complex 5 subunit beta 1. The coding region runs from base 153 to 2933 and encodes 926 amino acids. The transcript is spliced from 3 exons. Gene Ontology annotation, biological process: endosomal transport. Gene Ontology annotation, cellular component: AP-type membrane coat adaptor complex; lysosomal membrane. The record is from RefSeq and is a predicted model, not a curated record. Lineage: Eukaryota; Metazoa; Chordata; Chondrichthyes; Lamniformes; Lamnidae.